AUGGAAACAAGAACAUCACGUGUACAUUCAUCUUCGUCAUCAUUGUCACGUUCUCGUUCACCAAUAUCAAAUAAUGAAAAACGUAGUGUUUCAACAUCACCAAGACGAGGACCAUCAACACCAGUUAAAUCUUUAAUAGAAAGAAACGAUAGUAAUGAUGAACAAGAUCCGAAUGAUCGUGAACUUUUGCCAUUAGAUGAUGAUUCUAAAGCAAUAGUUGAUGAGAUAUCAUCACCAAUAAUGUCAGAUAAUGAUCAAAGUCAUCAAAAAAAACGAUCACGUCAUCGACAUCAUCACCAUCAUCGUAAACAUUCGAAAUCAAAUAAACGUUCAGCAACAUAUCAACAUCGACAUUCAGUUAAAAGAAGUAAAAAAGAAACAGUAUCAACAACACAUCGGAAUAAAUCAAAUGAUGAAAAUCUUAUUAGUUCACCAGAAAAGAAUUCAAGUGAAAGUCAACAAUCAAAAUCAGACCAAGAAAUGUCGUCAUCAGAUAACGAGUCAAAUAAUGAAGAAGGAAUUGUUGAAGGUGAUAGUACGCCGAAUGAACGUCAUAGUCGUCAUCAUCGUAAAAAACAUCGUUCAUCAUCAAACAAUGAAAAAAAUAGUCAAAGUCCUGAAUCAUCAUUAUUUGCUAUACCUAAAAACAACAAAGGUACACAAUUAAUAGUCAAUUAUUUACCAGCAUCAUUACGUGAAUCUGAUUUUUAUCAAUUAUUUGCUCGUAUUGCACCAAUUAAAUUAUGUAAAUUAAUAACUGAUCGUUAUACAGGUCAAUCAUAUUGUUAUGGUUUUAUUGAAUAUCAUGCAAAAGAAGAUGCCAUAAAAGCUAUUGAAAAAUUUAAUGGAUAUAAAAUUGAACAUAAAAAGUUAAAAGUUUCAUAUGCUCAACCAAAGUCAAAUAAUAAUUAUGAUUUAGAUAAUGAUCAACAUAUAAAUUUAUCAUCACCAUCAUCAACACAAAAAAAUCCUAAUAUAUAUAUAACUGAAUUACCAGAUAAUUUUGAUGAAAAAAUGUUAGAACGUCUUUUUUCAAAAUAUGGUGAAAUUGUCCAAACGAAAGUUUUACGUGAUCCACGUACAAGAAUAUCACGUGGUGUUGCUUUUGUUCUUAUGACAUCAACACGUUAUGCUGAACGAGCUGUUAAAGCACUUGAUGGUUAUGUACCAUCAGGUUCACAUACGCCAAUAUCUGUUAAAUAUGCUGAUCUAAAAAAAACAGUAGCAGUUGCAGGGACAUCAUCAGGGAACAAUGGUAACCUUAGUUCAUCAUCUCGUUUAUCAAGUUCAUCAUCAAUGACACCAACUAUUGGAUCAUACGGAUAUGCACCAGGAUUACCACCAUUGAGUAUGAUAGAUCCAUAUUAUGCAGCAGCUCUUCAUCAUCAUCAUCGAGCAGCAAUGAACAUGAGAGAUUUAAGUCCAUCACCACCACCUCUACAGUCAUAUUAUAGUAGUGGAUCUAAUCGUUCUUCUCGAAUGCGUGGUUCAUCGCCAAAUUUACCACGUUCAUAUUCCUCGUCAUCAUCAAAACACAAUUCAAAUAUUCUAACAGCAACAAGUAAUCUUAAUACGUCAUCAACACUUGCUGCUGCUUAUGAUCUUAUAGCUAAAGGUUGUCAACAAGCUAUUGAUCCCAAUGGUUUUGUAAUAUAUGCAUUCGGUUUACCACAUGAUUGUGAUGAAAAUGACUUAGACGAAUUAUUUCGACGUUAUGGCGAAGUUUAUCGUGUAUAUAUUGUAAGAAAUUAUACAACAGGUGAAUCAAAAGGAUAUUCAUUUAUAACAAUGCGUAAUUAUGAUGAAGCAUGUCAUGCUGUUGAUCGCCUUGAUGGUACAACAUUUCAAGGUCGAACAAUUCAAGUACGAUUUAAACAAUAA
Messenger RNA from Rotaria sp. Silwood2, 1881 nucleotides. The record is from the annotation of a GenBank genome assembly. Lineage: Eukaryota; Metazoa; Rotifera; Eurotatoria; Philodinida; Philodinidae.